AUAUAACAAUUUCUAUAUAGAAAAUUCAACGAAAAACCAACCAAAAAAUUACAAGGAUAUAAGUGCACUAAUAACAACAACAACAACAGCAGGAAAAUUUCAAAUUCCAAAUUAAAAAAGAAAAAAAUAUAGCAAAGUUAAGAAAAAUUUUGCAAGUGAAAACCAAAGUGUUCGUUAAAAAAAAAAUAAAAAUAAAUAUAUAAAGAAAACGCGAAAAGUUUGCUCACACAACAAAAUUAAAGGAUAAAUCCUUGCUUCGAAUUCAUGCCGCUGGCUGAACAAUUAGCCAGCAUUUGGCAGGAGCAGCAGCAGGAACAGCAGCAGCAGCAGCAGGAGCAACAGCAGCAGCAGCGGCUGGAGCAGAAGAAGAUUCCAAGAUAAUAAAAAACGCCAACAAUUUGUUUAGGAUGAUGAUGGGGCCAUGAGCCCAUCAUUUGUCGCAUUGAUUAGGAGUCGCAAGCGCGUCUCAAGCGGGCCUGCACCAUGCUAGCACCGCCGAACCCGAGGUCAAUAUGCGGCCAGGACCCGGGCUGGUCGUGAUGGCGCUUGCGUUUAUUUCGGGGGCUCGGCGUGGCAGCAGCAGCAGCAGCACAACAACCACCAUAACAAGUGGAUUAGAAGGAGAAGGAGUAGGUGGAGAAGGUGCCACUUUACCGUCCAGCUACGACGAAUCAAGAGCGGCAGCAGCAGCAGCAGCACCAGCAGCUUUAACAGCUCCAGGAGGAGUAGGAGCAGGCGGCAGUAACGGCAUUAGCUCUGGCUCAUUUUGGUUGCCCGUUUAUCUGCCGCCACCGUCGUCGUCGUCGUCGUCGCCGCCGCCGCCGCCUAAUCAUCUACAACUGGACAAAUACAAUCCACGGCCUACGACACAAAUUGCCUCAAAUUUGCCCAGCUCCAGGCGACGUAGAAGACGCAAUAUUGAGGCGGCGGAAGACGGGGAGGAGGAGGAGGAGGCGGCGGCGGUGGUGGAAUCUGGUGGCCUCCCCGUUCAGUUCUCGUCCUCUUCUUCGCAAGCCCUUGACGAGGACGAGGAUAUCUUUGCCUUGGUGGCCGAAGACGAUUUGUUAUCGGAAGAGUCUUUCCAACGUUUGAUCAAACUUAGCGAGAAGCAAGAGGAUCAAGAAGACGAACAACAACAACAACAACAGGAGCCAUACGACGAUCAAGAGCAAGAGCAGGAAGAAGAAGAGGAUUAUAAACAAGAGGAUUAUAAGCAACAACAACAGCAGCAGGACGAGGAGAGUCGCCUCAUUGAUGAUAGUGAGUUGCAAUUGUCUCACAACGAUAACAACAACAACAACAAUAAAAGAGAAGCCUCUGAGAGCUUCAGCCACCAUCUAUUGGAUGCUGCUCAGACAGCCCAAUUGAUUGGCCACAAAGAUACCUCAGUGGCCACCAGCACAGAGUCAUCAUCUACAUCAGAAACAGACUCCUUGCCACCAGCUCCCAUCGAUCUAAAGAAAUCCAUUCUAGGCACCACUGCGUCCUCAUUGACACGCCUUAAUCCUUGGAUAUCAGCUUGUGAUCUGGCACAGCCCACUGGCACAGGCACUGAUCUACAGGGUCAGUGCUCGGCUGGAACAUUACCAAUGGCCUGGGUGGAUGAGGGACCAGGUCCCCCAAUUUGUCCACGUUCCUGUGCAGCUGAACCACAGCAGCCGAUAGAAACCUCUGCCUCCUACUCCGAUGCGAAUUGGAGUGAUAAUAAUAAAGUCAAGUAUUUCAUAAAUGCCAAAACAUUGAAGAUGCGUUUAAGCAACAACCAAAAAGUAACAACAAACUAUAAGCCCAUGUCCAGAGUAAGGCGUAACAAGGAUAUUGAAGCAACAUCAGCAGCAGCAGCAGCCAGCACACCUGCAGCUACUGAGCUGCCAUCAACCACUGAAAUGGAAAUGGAUAUUGAUGAUAAUGCUGAGCUAAUGUCAUCCACAGUGGCCACAACUACGAUAGCUAGCCAAGAAGAGGGCGAUGAGCAAGAGCAGGAGCAGCAAGAGGAGGAGCUGGGUUCUGAAUCAGAACCUGAGCAGGGGCUGGAGCAGCAGCAGGAGGAUUCAAUGCCAACGCUAUCCUACAGUCAUCUGCAUGUGGAGCAAUCACAGGCUGAGGAACAGCGACAACAGCCGCAACAACAGUGCCUUGACUAUCUGGGCGAUGCAGCCGAGACAAGUCCACAGCAUUUGUGCUCAUUGCGUUCACCUGGCCAGCUUUUGGAGCGGCUCCGUUCGCUCCGUUUACGCAAUUGCUGCGAACGUAGCGUGUUCAGUGCCCUCCAUACUAUAGCCCUAAAUGCCACACUAACGGAUCGUUCCGAGUGCAUACGCAUCCUCAAGGAUCUACUCGAUGUGGACUCGCUGGCCAAUCGCAUUACCUGUGAGCUGGCCGAGAUACUGUUUCGUUUUGAUUGCCGGCAAGUUUAUUCGCUGAUCAACCAGUGCGACGAUUGCAAGGAAGCAUAUCGUCGUUGGGUAUGCAGUACUCUAGUGCCAUAUUUUGCCGAGCCAAAGGAUGUUGCUCCCGUGGCUGCUGCUGGUGCUGCUGCAAAUGCCAAUGACCAGCAGCAGAGCAAAUCAACAGUAAAACGUUCGCCAAGGAAUGCAGCAGCAGCAGCCGCCGUCACAGAGGCAGGAAUGGGGCGGCAGGAGAUUGGCAUUCAGCAUAAAUCUCUGAAAUUAAUCAGCAAUAACAAUAAAUCAAAUAAUGGCAAUAACAUGAACGGGCAUCAGAUUAAUCAACAGCAACAGCAGAACGCGAAAUCAGCCAACAGCAAGGACAAUGGCCAACAGCAGGAUAAGUUCAUUGACAGGCAACUGGCUCAAACAUUUUACAAUGUUGUUGGCUUGGCCAAGGCCGUUCACCAAUCUGAUACUGAACGUGAACAAUACCAACAGCAGCAACAGCAACAACAGCAACAACAGCAACAACAACAACAAUCCAAUAACUUCAUAUCGACUGCCAAUAAUUCGGAUCCCAGAGCAAUGGAUCCAGUGAUAUCAAAACUGCAAAAGAGAUCAACACGCAAGGCAGAGUUACGCAAACGACGUCGGAUUCGUCCCUGCCUGAGCGUCUGCCAAACAGUGGAACAAAAGUGCCCCUAUCUGCUGCCCGCCGAUCGCGCCCCCGCGCUGCCCACCCAAUAUGCCGGUGAACCGACAUUUCUCUGCCUAGAUCAAAAUAUACCCGAAACCGGCGAGCAGCUGAAGAAAUCGAGUUAUGGCCCCAACGAUUGCUGCUAUAGCUACUGCAAUGGGCCCUUUGAGGGCAUUUGCACAAUAUGCCCGAACUUUGCAUCGCAAAGUGAAACCACCUCAUCCACCGCAGCGAAUGCCACACGUCCACGUGUCCAUAAUAUAACGCUCACAUUGAGCUCACCGGCGGGCGAACAUGCCCGUGCCAAGAGUGUGGCCCUGGCCCUGAGGAAUGUAACCAAAGUGCAGCAGCAGCAGCAACAGAGUGUGGACAAUGAAGCAGCCUUGCUGGAACGUUUGCCCUAUUAUGCCUAUCAUGACAGUGUCUACUAUUAUGAUGAAGAUGGUGAUAUGCCAGAGGCACCAUUAAGUGGCGGCUGUGCCACAGUGCCGACUGUGACAAGUCGCUGUACGAUUCCAUAUUAUGCCUCCGGAACGGAGGCAACAUCAAAGCCACUGCCCAGUACGAAAUUAUUAAUCUGGCUAAGCGCUCUACUAGGACUACUAAGCAGUUGUAGGGGAGGUGUAGCGGCAUCUCUGGCUGGUGUAACAGCACAAGGACGAACAAAGGGAGCUGGAGGAUUGAGGCGUCAUCAUCAUCAUCAUCAACAUCCUCAUCAUCAUCAUGAGUGUGCAAAUUGUAGAGCACAAAAUCAUGAGCAGGAGAUCAGGCAAAUCGAUGAUGGGCAACCAUUAAUAGUUGCCAUAACGAAAAGGAAUCGACAGCAGCAGCAGCAGUAUCAGGACCACAACCAGCAAUGGCCAGGGAAAUGGUCUUGGGCGUGGGUAUGGGCAUGGGCGUGGUCAUUGAAUAUUACUUAUAAGCUAACAUUAAAAUGUGGCAGCAACCACCAUCAUAAUACUCAUUGUCGCAGUCGAAGUAAAUUUAAAUGUAAGCCAAAACCAAAACCAAAGUCUAGCAUAGAAAUCGAUGGAUCGACGAGAAUUGGCAAUGGCAGCGAGUUGAUUUGCAUUAGGACUAGAAACUAUCGUUAUUUCUACUACUACAACUAUAACAUAAACGAUUGGUGGCGAAGAUGGUGGUGGCUCUAUAUGAAAAGCGACAGCCAACGUUGCGCCUUAUAGUGCCUGCAACACGUAUGCGGACAGCUACUAAUUAAAAACAAAAGAGAAACGUAAAAAAUAUAUA
Messenger RNA from Drosophila willistoni, 4335 nucleotides. RefSeq lists its product as uncharacterized. Lineage: Eukaryota; Metazoa; Arthropoda; Insecta; Diptera; Drosophilidae. The coding region runs from base 513 to 4271 and encodes 1252 amino acids. Gene Ontology annotation, molecular function: stretch-activated, monoatomic cation-selective, calcium channel activity. Gene Ontology annotation, cellular component: plasma membrane. The record is from RefSeq and is a predicted model, not a curated record. The transcript is spliced from 6 exons. Gene Ontology annotation, biological process: calcium ion import across plasma membrane.